This is a messenger RNA of Electrophorus electricus (electric eel), 1867 nucleotides long. RefSeq names its product exosomal polycystin-1-interacting protein. The record is from RefSeq and is a predicted model, not a curated record. Lineage: Eukaryota; Metazoa; Chordata; Actinopteri; Gymnotiformes; Gymnotidae.
UGCCUCUUAAAGUUACAAAUGUAGGUAUGAAAUGCACUGCUUCAUUUGUUUAAGGGAGAUAUAUUUUGAUUUUGGUGUUUGCCAUUUUUCAGAGGAACCAGAGAAACACUUUGAAAUGACUGAAGUUUGAACAAUGCCUCGUGUGUUUUGGUCAGAAUGUGAAGCUUGCCAUAGGCACUGUUAUAGCAAGCAAGUUACAAGUUUAGAAGCGGACAACAAUAUUGUCUAUUAUACUGUGAAGAAUGUAAGUAAGAUCUGGUUUUUUUUCACCAUAUAAUAAUGUGCAUAUCCGUACAAAUCUCCCUAGUUAGCCUUUGCAGUGAAAACUAUAACGCCACACAAUGGCAGCAUAUUCGAUGCUUUUUGUGAGAUAAUCUCUUGCCUUUUAGUACCACAAGAGGGCAGUACACUGUUUAGCGCUCACCAAGAGCAUUCGUUGCCAACACGAUCAUGUGAGGGGCCCUAAAAGGGGAGUCUGAGUCAAAGGGAGGUGAGAUGGAAACGAGGGGAAAGAGAGAGAAGAUCAUUAGAAUGAGAGUCAUACACACAGAUGAAGAAAGAAAUGGCGUAGUCACCAGUCAACAGCUGAUGGAAAAAAAUAUGUCUUGAUCUUGUCUGCAGAUGCGAAGUAUCCAAAUCCGGGUGUAGGCUGGCAUGGAUGUGAAAAUGCGUCCGUCUUGCAUACGGCCUGUCCUCUGUAUCCUCCUCCGUUUCCACUUUAUGGGCGUAGCCCCCCACUCUGACAUCCAACCCAACCACACCCUGAUGUUCGACAGCGUCAGCCAUGGCAACAGCUUGCGCAACUGCAGCUGUGCUGUGGCAGUUCACAGUUGUGAUGAGGCGCUGGCCAAUGUGCACUGCAGCUGUGGCACCGUCCCACGCUCCGCACUGCCCCCUGGUGGUCUUCGCUGGAAUGACAGUCCUGCUGACGGUACACUGACGGUGUGGGUGCAUGAGCCAUGGGUGUUGAGGGAACUUCUGAAUGGCAGCCAAGUUCCAGAGCUCCGGCUGUCUCUCUGUGACUCUGCCCCUCUUGACAGCCCUGCACAGUAUCUCACCCUCGUGGGUCUGAGGAGGCUUCAGGUGUCCACUUCUGCCAGGGGGGCAACACGCCUUGACCAAGCCCUGAGCAUCAGUACUGGGGUGCUGGGGCAGGAUGGAGGCCUCAGCAUCGCCUUUCUGGAUGUUUGGUCAUUGAACGGGGUCCUGCACCUAAAAGCCUACAGCGUGGUAGGACCACCACUCCUUGCGCUGACUCAGCACUUCCCCAACCUGGCUCUCUCUGGAGCUGAUGUGUGGAGCAAUGACCCCAACCACAUCCACAAGCCAUCCAUCCUAACUUUUAUUUACUAAGUUGGACUGUAUUUCUGCUAGCCAGACAAGCUCACAGCUCUAAGACUUCAGGAAAACAUCAGUUAAAUUGGAGCAUGACCCUCCAAAUUCCCAAUAUUGUUGGUGGGUGAUCACUAAACUGGAACAACAUUGUUAUAAACCAGUGAAGAAAAAUGUGAGUCAAAGGGUCAAAAAGUAUAUGGACAGUCUCUGAUGUCUGGAUGAAACAGUAACAUGGGUUGUUCAUGAAUAUACCUGGCUCAACAUUGUUUAAGGAAAAAGAUUCAUUUGCUCAUUCAGUCGGACUGAGAAAAUGAAUAGUCUUGGCACCAAUAUGGCUAAUCACAUUUAGCAGUACAUGCCAUAUUGUGGAUGUUUUUAAAAAUAUAUUCAUUCCAAGUUUUUAAAGUUCCAAAUAUAGACUUGAAAGCACCUCUGACCAUUAUUAAACAGUAGUGGUUUCCAUUUAUUUAAACUAGAUGUACAAACUAUUGAGUGACAGGUGUUGUAUAUAUUAUAAAGUAUUUCUGCUGAA